This is a messenger RNA of Dovyalis caffra, 162 nucleotides long. Lineage: Eukaryota; Viridiplantae; Streptophyta; Magnoliopsida; Malpighiales; Salicaceae. The record is from the annotation of a GenBank genome assembly.
AUGACUGCACAGGAAAUUGCAAACAUCCCUAUGAGUUGCAGAAAAAUAUGGGCACGCAGUGUUUUCAAGAAUCAUACCGUGAUUGCCCUGGAAUCCGUUCAUUUCCGUGGAUUACUUUCGUGCGAGUAUGACCAUUCAAAACGGGAUCAGAUCAAACUGUAG